AACCUUUAAAGGGUACAGCCUUAAAAGUUUGAGCUCAGAAGGAGGAAAGUUGUUCAACGAAGGAAUCAACGAGGCGUCUGAAGUGAGAUUCUCCGGCUUUUUGGGCAUUUUGUCCACAUUUAUCUCCUGUUUUGGGUCCAAUUCCACCAUAUCAACAGUAAACCAACAUGGCCAACGGACACGUGGAAAUCCACGACCCCUUCACGAACGGCCUCAAAAGCAGCGGCGACGACGGCGGCGACGCGGACGAUGCCUCGGGCAUGGAGGACACGGUGGAGUUCAGGAUCAUGAUGGCCUACGCCACGAGGAGACGAGUCAAGGAGAACGGCUCCGUGCACCUGAGCGGGACGGUGUCCCCACAGACGCCGCUGAAACAGUACGACUCUGACAGCGUGACGGAGGAGAAGAAGAAGAUGAAGAAGAAGAAGAAGAAGAGGGGGAUGAAGGGGUUGAAACGCCUCUUCAGCUGCGUCAAACCACGAACAAGCGACGAAGAAUCAGAACCACAGUUAGAAUGUGGUGGCAAUGCAUCCAGACGUUUUGCACCAGAUGUCAGAGACAUGGAAGAGAUGGAAGAGAUGGACAAGCUGGAAGAAGCGGCGGUCCGGCUGAUUGAGAUCGCGGAUGAAAUCCCGUUUGUGCCUUCAGAUUUACAGACGGACAAUCCAGAAGACAAUGUGGAGAGACUGAUCGGUCUGCUGCUGAGGGAGGCUGGAGACCGACUGGACGAACGGGAGCUCAGAGACGUGUCUUUGGCCAGAGAGCUUUUUUGGAACUACUCUUUCUUUAAGACGCUAAUCACGGAGCUGCUCAUGAGGAUGGGCCUCAGCUCCUCUGACCCCGAAUCUCCGGGCCCACGAGCGUCGCCCACAACCCAGAUAGCAGUGACCUGUGAGGCCACGAAUCGUUUGACAGCGUUGCAAACGCUGCCCAUGAACCGGCUGUUGGGCUACGGAGCCAGGUUUCUAAAUGAGAAUUAUUCAUCCUGGGUUCAAGAGCAGGGCGGAUACGAAGACGCUUUUGAGAGCGACGACGAGGACGAAGUCCACUGAGCCGAGACGUUUCCGUCUCCCUGUUGGACAUCUCGCUCAGACUGGACCUGCAUCCGGGAGCCGCCCACUGUGAAACCACACACGUGUCAAGUCGCCUGUCGUUGCCAUGACGUCAUAAUUAAAUAACCUCUGGCCAAAGUGUUUACGGCGUAGCCUCCGAAGCCUCCUCGCGGAAUGUGAAGAACCAAAUGUGACUUUUGGAUGUUAACACACAAGUGACGACUCAUCUGCUGCAGGAUGUGUCAGAGAAACACUCACAGGAACCUUUGAGCCAGAGCAGAGAACGUUUGUCUUUGUGCUUUAUCUUCCUGCUUUUUCUGACAAAGAAAUAAAAAAAACUUUAUUUGUGGGGUUUCAGGCUGUAGACUUCUAAAUUGAAAUGUGGUUUAAGAAACAUUUUAAAUUAAGUAUUAAUGAGCACUUGCACUUUUUCCUAAAAAAAAUAAAUGGAAACUAUUUUGCUUUUUGAUACAUGGAUUUGCUGAGGCGUGUUGCUUCUCUGUAAUUGUUGCUGGUGGACGGGUUUUUUUUCUGCUAAAGUCGUAUGUACUGUAUGAAAUGUGUGACUGAGUACUUGUUGCUCUCGUUCGUUGUGAUUACUUUGUUUCUUUUGUUUGCUGGAAACAGUCUUAAAUCUACUUUACAAUAUGAUUGUAUUAACGAAAAACAUUGCCAUUAAAUUUAAAGCAAACAAUAAAAUGUUUUACUU
This is a messenger RNA of Solea solea (common sole), 1761 nucleotides long. Its product is annotated as apoptosis facilitator Bcl-2-like protein 14. The transcript is spliced from 7 exons. Gene Ontology annotation, biological process: regulation of apoptotic process. The record is from RefSeq and is a predicted model, not a curated record. Bases 168 to 1052 code for a protein of 294 amino acids. Lineage: Eukaryota; Metazoa; Chordata; Actinopteri; Pleuronectiformes; Soleidae.